CUCAUUCCUCCCGAGAGCUCCCUCUUCUCUGCUAUGGCUCGCACGAAGCAGACGGCGCGCAAGUCCACCGGCGGCAAGGCGCCCCGCAAGCAGCUGGCCACCAAGGCGGCCCGCAAGAGCGCGCCGGCCACGGGCGGCGUGAAGAAGCCCCACCGCUACCGGCCGGGCACCGUGGCGCUGCGCGAGAUCCGCCGCUACCAGAAGUCCACGGAGCUGCUGAUCCGCAAGCUGCCGUUCCAGCGGCUGGUGCGCGAGAUCGCGCAGGACUUCAAGACCGACCUGCGCUUCCAGAGCUCGGCCGUGAUGGCGCUGCAGGAGGCGUGCGAGGCCUACCUGGUGGGGCUGUUCGAGGACACCAACUUGUGCGCCAUCCACGCCAAGCGCGUCACCAUCAUGCCCAAGGACAUCCAGCUGGCGCGCCGCAUCCGCGGGGAGCGCGCGUAAACCUGAGACUCAAAAACAACUCUACCCACAAAGGCUCUUUUCAGAGCCCCUCCAUUGUCACCAAAAGCAGCUGUUCACUUUAAGCCACGAGAAAGCCUAAGAAAGAUGGGCGUUUUAUGAAGCCCUUACACUUAGGAAGAGCUUUUCUGUUAUGUAAGAUCAACUUUAUUACAAGUAGCCCUUGCUCGUUUAUUUUGCACAGUGAAGAGCUGUACCAGUAAAGGUGAAAAGUUACAACUUGGGCUAUGUGUGCGAGGCAGAGUAAAUUCACGGGUGUAAGUGAUUUCAAAAGCUCAUUUACAUGCCUAUCACAGGAAGGCCAAAACACUGAGCUUUUAUCUGUUGUGUAACAUAUGAAUACUUAAACUGUUCUGUGUCAGGGUAAUGAUGACCACGAA
Talpa occidentalis (Iberian mole) is the source of this 842-nucleotide messenger RNA. RefSeq names its product histone H3.1. The transcript has a single exon. Gene Ontology annotation, cellular component: nucleosome. The record is from RefSeq and is a predicted model, not a curated record. Gene Ontology annotation, molecular function: structural constituent of chromatin; protein heterodimerization activity; DNA binding. Bases 34 to 444 code for a protein of 136 amino acids. NCBI's taxonomy places the organism in Eukaryota, Metazoa, Chordata, Mammalia, Eulipotyphla, Talpidae.